AUGGGAUGUAGCGGGCGGCUGCUGGGAGCCGCCGGGGGCCGCCGCGCCUCGCUGCUCCUCACCAUGAUCCUGUUCUUCACCUACUUCUUCUCCUGCCUGCCCGGGCCCUGCGAGCCGCUGCCGCCCGCGCUGCUGCUGCCGCCGCCCGCCGCGCUGCCCGCGGGCCCGGGGGAGGCGGCGGCGGGCGCGGGGGGCGCGGGGGGCGGCAGCCGCCGCUUCCCCCAGGCCAUCAUCGUGGGCGUGAAGAAGGGCGGGACGCGGGCGCUGCUCGAGUUCCUGCGGGCGCACCCCGGGGUGCGGGCGGUGGGCGCCGAGCCCCACUUCUUCGACAGGUGCUACGAGAAGGGGCUGCGCUGGUACAGGAGCCUGAUGCCACGGACCCUGGACGGACAGAUCACCAUGGAGAAGACCCCCAGCUACUUUGUGACCAAGGAGGCCCCGCGGCGCAUCCACAGCAUGUCCCGGGACACGAAGCUGAUCGUGGUGGUGCGCGACCCCGUCACCCGCGCCAUCUCGGACUACACGCAGACCCUGUCCAAAAACCCCUCCAUCCCCAGCUUCCAGGCCCUGGCCUUCAAAAACCUCAGCACGGGACUGAUCGACACCAGCUGGAGCGCAGUGAGGAUCGGCAUCUACGCCAAGCACCUGGAGAACUGGCUGCAGUUCUUCCCCCUCUCCAGGUUCCUCUUCGUCAGCGGGGAGAGGCUGGUCAGCGACCCCGCCGGGGAGAUGGGCCGUGUCCAGGACUUCCUGGGGCUCCAGAGGCUGGUGACAGACAGACAUUUCUACUUUAACGAGACCAAGGGCUUUCCCUGCCUGAAGAAGCCGGAGGGGGGGAGCAAACCCCGCUGCCUGGGCAAGUCCAAGGGGCGGCCGCACCCCACCAUCGACGGGCAGGUGGUGCAGCGCCUGCGCGAGUUCUACAGACCCUUCAACAUGAAGUUCUACCAGAUGACAGGGCAGGAUUUUGGGUGGGACUGA
This is a messenger RNA of Agelaius phoeniceus (red-winged blackbird), 981 nucleotides long. RefSeq names its product heparan sulfate-glucosamine 3-sulfotransferase 6 (gene HS3ST6). The record is from RefSeq and is a predicted model, not a curated record. NCBI's taxonomy places the organism in Eukaryota, Metazoa, Chordata, Aves, Passeriformes, Icteridae. Gene Ontology annotation, molecular function: [heparan sulfate]-glucosamine 3-sulfotransferase activity.